GGAUGCAACUGACAGUAGAUAUUGUGUUCAAAAAUUGGCGAGAUCCCAAGGAUGAAAAGAACUGAAAGGCCCCUUGACUGUAAGCUGCGGACUCUAUCGUCGAUUCGGAUGUGCGCCACGCUACUUUUAUCACAAUACAACGCUUGGCAUUGACAUCGACUCGGAUAACAUUGGCACAAGUCAUUACAGGCUCACAGGCGUGUCCGAGUUAAUCGCUGCAUCGAAUGAAUACAAUUGCCAGACAUUUGGCCUUUCUAGCAGGCCAAAGCACCGACGAGGAAAAGUUUUCAAGUGACUAUACCCUCGUUCUUUUAUUACCGUAUGCUGUGCAUGGUACCCAGCUUAUGUUCUUGCAAAUAAAAGCUGGUCUGGUGAUCAUGGUUCGAGGAACGGUUAUCUUGUGGUAUUUUUGCUGCUUCUUUUCGUCGUUCUUGUACACGCUUAUCUGCAAACUCUCUCAUGUCGUCGAGGCUUAUCUCUGCAACUGUGCGUCCUGCUCAUAUCAUGCUAACGUUAACAUCGUCACACGACAGCGGCCACCGCUUGGGAUAUGUCAGAUCCAGGGGCUGGCUUAUUGCCAAAGAUAUGUCAGAGGGCUUUUGGUCGUCAGAGAUGACUCGGAGAAUCAGUAUCGAAGAGUGCGAAUCAACCAACGACGUAUACUAGUCACUAAGUCAGUACUAGUCAAGCCAUUGCUGUAAAUGCACAUGACUCCAU
Molecule: messenger RNA, 717 nt
Organism: Serpula lacrymans var. lacrymans S7.9
Lineage: Eukaryota; Fungi; Basidiomycota; Agaricomycetes; Boletales; Serpulaceae
Exons: 4
Coding region: 225-701 (158 amino acids)
Source: RefSeq, a predicted model, not a curated record